ACGACGGCUAUAUUUUGAUUGCGGUUCUAAACUUUCAGUAGAAUACACUAUGUUAUGUGCAUAAACAAGUGAAUACAGCAGCCCAACAAAAUUUGAAGGUCAGCUGAAUUGCGUUCAAAUCUGUGCAUUCUCUAAAUUACACUGUCGUCAUUUUACACUAUAGUAUCACCUCAAAAAUUUCAAUGAAUAAUGUGCGUUGAAUAUCAUUUAUCAAACGAGAUAAAGUGCAUCGCAUCAAAAAAAAAUUGCUUGAAAGAUGAAACUAAGAGCAUCAUUCGUUCAUUUUCCAAAGUUUAUUCUAAAAACCGGCAAAACUAUUCAUCUCUAAUUCAGAGUCGUUUUUGGGAGAGGAAUGAGUCACUUCGUUGGAGUGUAAUCAGUGAAAUGAUAGUGAAUUAAACAUUUCUGAUACAUACAUUAUUCUGUCAUGAGUAUUUUUUUUCAAUUUUACAUUAUCCUUCUGUCACGUGACCACACAUGCAAAUAUAAACACUACUACGAGCAAAAGUAUGAAACGAAAACCUGUCAUGCAAUAACCGAAUAAGAAAGAAACAGCGAAAAGUAACAGCCAGCCCACAUAAAGCCUUUAUAGCCAACAGUCGAUGUCAAUCGAAUCAAAACGAUUCUUUGUUUGUCAACGUUAGUGCUUAAAAGACUCAUUUUUAAUAAAUAAAUCCAGGAAAUGAAGUGUAUAGAAUACGGAUUAAUGCCAAGACUGUUUACCAUAGGAAUUCGUUUGAGAUGCUAGUUCAGUUCACAUAACCGGUUAUUCGAUUGAAUUCAGUGUUUCCAGUACAAUAUGACCGACAAUACAAAAAAUAUUCCCGACGAAAUUUAUCGCUGUUGUGAUCGAUGGCAUUUAGAUCAUUUCCCACCAAUCGCAAAUGAACGGAAUCAUACAGUAUUGUUUGAAUGUCCAUUGUCGAAUGAUCAAGCACAGCCACCUAAGCCACGUAUUGGACCAAAUAAAUGGGACUCAAAUCAUGUUCGUUUGCCAUGUGCCGCAGAAAAUGUGGUAAAGAUUGAGAGUUCGGAAAGAUGAUUAUAAACACAGACUGACUCGACCGAAUUUGAAAUAAAACAACGAUGGAAGGUUAUCCAGAAUGCUCUAUCGAAAGACAUUCGAUCGACACAAGAAUUAGAACAAGCGAUUUUUGAGUACAAUCCAGAAUAUGUGGAAAUAUGGAAUUUUGAACCGUUACACACACUCUUUGAACGGUAUUUGGACAAAUCCGAAUCCGAAUUAUUUUUCGAACAAACGUUACCAAAGAUCAUUCGAUUGGCCCUGCAACUACCAGAGCUUGUCCCAAAUGCGAUACCAUUACUGAAGCAUGGUCAAAAUAAGUCGAUAUCGCUGAGUUAACAGCAGAUUGCUUGUUUAUUGGCCAAUGCGUUCCUUUGCACAUUUCCCGACCGCAGUAAACCCUAUAAAUUGACCGAGUUUUCAUCGUAUCCAAGUGUCAAUUUUAGUAGUUUAUUUCAAACGUUCGGAAAUGCAAGUUUGCAGAAAAUUAGAUGCAUUUGUAACUAUUUUCGCCGCCAAUUAUUGCCAGUUGGUGUGGUUACAUUCUCACGGCGUUCAAUAUCUCUGGCAAAUAUUCCAAAGUGGAAAAAAUGUCAAAUGGACUUCACAAAGUCAUUGCUUCACGUUUCUAAAGAUGGAAACAUUGAGAAUGAUGGUGAUGCUUUAUUGCAAGUGGAUUUUGCCAACAAAUAUUCGACUGUUCACGGAAAGUCUUGAAGAUAAUGAAUGCUUGACCAUUAUGGGUUUUGAACGAUUCAAUGACUAUAAAGGCCAUGGAAUGUCCUUCGAAUGGACUGGUGAUCAUAAGGAUGUAACGCCAUUGGACUCAUUUCGACGACGAAAGUGUACACUUGUUGCAAUUGAUGCUUACCCUUUUGGAAACAGUAACAGGGCUGAUCAAUAUCGAGAAUAUAUGCUGAAGAGAGAACUUAUUAAGGCUUUUGUUGGUUUCGAACAUGAACUGUCUACACCAGCGCCGGGUGUUGCGACGGGUAACUGGGGAUGUGGUGCUUUCAAUGGUGACACACGUUUGAAAGCAAUUCUUCAGUUGAUGGCUUGCGUUGUUAACGAUCGUCCAUUAGUCUAUUUCACCUUCGGAAGCAAAAAACUUCGCGAUGAUCUGGUCACAUUCCACAAAUAUUUAUCAGAUAGCAAAAUCACGAUUGCCGAAUUAUGGGAUCUUUUGAAAGGGUAUACAGAGUCAAAAUCCAAAGAACCUCUUUAUGAAUUCAUCAAAAGUGGCUACGAAAAGUCUAUCCAGGAGAAAAGUACUUUAAGUAAAUUCGACCAAUUUUGUUCAACACUCAAACGGCAUUUAAAUGUACUUAUACCAAAGAGAACUGAUGACGAUAAUAAGUCAGAUGAUACAGAGGAUGGAAUCCAUGAUUUACCUUUGCAAGAGACAAGUCUUAAUGAUGAUUUCAAGGCAUCUGGCAGUAAAGAUCUAAAAACCCAACUGAGUGUAGCCGAUUUUUUCAAAUCUUUUACCAUGGAAUCGGAGAAUAUUGCUGAAGAUAUUGGUGCUUCGAAGUCCUCAUAGCAUUUUCAUUUCUUCGAUUCUUUUACAUUUUUGAAGCAUUUUUUUGGUCUCCAUUUUAAUUAUAACAGGAGAAAAGGAAUAAACAAGUCAUUUUAUACUAAACCAAAAA
Molecule: messenger RNA, 2673 nt
Organism: Sitodiplosis mosellana (orange wheat blossom midge)
Lineage: Eukaryota; Metazoa; Arthropoda; Insecta; Diptera; Cecidomyiidae
Product: poly(ADP-ribose) glycohydrolase-like
Exons: 9
Coding region: 1494-2564 (356 amino acids)
Biological process (GO): ATP generation from poly-ADP-D-ribose; carbohydrate metabolic process; regulation of DNA repair
Cellular component (GO): cytoplasm; nucleus
Molecular function (GO): poly(ADP-ribose) glycohydrolase activity
Source: RefSeq, a predicted model, not a curated record